GCGAACGGAGCCGAAGCUUCCUUCCUGCUGGGGCGGCAGGUGUUGCUGGUGAUGGAGGCGGCAGUACCACAGUCGUCCCCCCCUUCUCCACCUCCAGAGUCGGGAGGCUGGAUCCUCUAAGGCCAGAAGUGUGGAAGACAGACACCGCAGCCAUGACCACCCACGUCACUUUGGAAGAUGCCCUGUCCAAUGUGGAUCUGCUGGAGGAACUGCCCCUCCCAGACCAGCAGCCAUGCAUCGAGCCCCCACCAUCCUCCAUCAUGUACCAGGCUAACUUUGACACGAACUUCGAGGACAGGAAUGCAUUUGUUACCGGCAUUGCAAGGUACAUCGAGCAGGCAACAGUCCACUCCAGCAUGAACGAAAUGCUGGAGGAGGGACACGACUAUGCCGUCAUGCUGUACACCUGGCGCAGCUGCUCCCGGGCCAUCCCGCAGGUGAAGUGCAACGAACAGCCCAACCGGGUAGAAAUCUACGAGAAGACCGUGGAGGUGCUGGAGCCAGAGGUCACCAAGCUCAUGAAAUUCAUGUACUUUCAGCGCAAGGCCAUCGAGCGCUUCUGUAGUGAGGUGAAGAGGUUGUGCCAUGCAGAGCGCAGGAAAGACUUUGUCUCCGAGGCCUACCUGCUGACCCUGGGCAAGUUCAUCAACAUGUUCGCAGUCUUGGAUGAGCUAAAGAACAUGAAGUGCAGCGUCAAGAAUGACCACUCUGCCUACAAGAGAGCGGCCCAGUUCCUGAGGAAGAUGGCCGACCCCCAGUCCAUCCAGGAAUCUCAGAACCUGUCCAUGUUCCUGGCCAAUCACAACAGGAUCACCCAGUGUCUUCACCAGCAACUGGAAGUGAUCCCAGGCUAUGAGGAACUGCUGGCCGACAUUGUCAACAUCUGUGUUGAUUACUAUGAGAAUAAGAUGUACCUGACGCCCAGUGAGAAACACAUGCUCCUCAAGGUGAUGGGCUUCGGCCUCUACCUGAUGGAUGGAAAUGUCAGUAACAUUUACAAACUGGACGCCAAGAAGAGAAUCAACCUUAGCAAAAUUGAUAAGUUUUUUAAGCAGCUGCAGGUGGUGCCUCUUUUCGGCGACAUGCAGAUAGAGCUGGCCAGAUACAUUAAGACCAGUGCUCACUAUGAAGAGAACAAGUCCAAGUGGACAUGCACUCAGAGCAGCAUCAGCCCCCAGUACAACAUCUGCGAGCAGAUGGUCCAGAUCCGGGAUGACCACAUCCGAUUCAUCUCUGAGCUGGCUCGCUACAGCAACAGCGAGGUGGUGACAGGCUCAGGGCUGGACAGCCAGAAGUCAGAUGAAGAGUACCGGGAGCUUUUUGACCUGGCCCUGCGAGGCCUGCAGCUUCUCUCCAAGUGGAGCGCCCACGUCAUGGAGGUGUACUCUUGGAAGCUGGUUCACCCCACAGACAAAUUUUGCAACAAGGACUGCCCGGGCACAGCGGAAGAAUAUGAGAGAGCCACGCGCUACAAUUACACCAGCGAGGAGAAGUUUGCCUUUGUGGAGGUGAUCGCCAUGAUUAAGGGUCUGCAGGUGCUCAUGGGGAGGAUGGAGAGUGUCUUCAACCAGGCCAUCCGCAACACUAUCUAUGCCGCCCUGCAAGAUUUCGCCCAGGUGACGCUGCGGGAGCCAUUGCGGCAAGCAGUACGCAAGAAGAAGAAUGUCCUCAUCAGUGUCCUACAGGCAAUUCGCAAGACCAUCUGUGACUGGGAGGGAGGCCGAGAGCCCCCCAAUGACCCAUGCCUAAGGGGGGAGAAGGACCCCAAAGGUGGCUUCGAUAUCAAGGUGCCCCGUCGUGCUGUGGGACCGUCCAGCACACAGCUGUACAUGGUUCGUACCAUGCUGGAGUCCCUCAUCGCAGACAAGAGCGGCUCCAAGAAGACACUCAGAAGCAGCCUGGAUGGCCCUAUUGUCCUUGCCAUAGAGGACUUCCACAAGCAGUCUUUCUUCUUCACACACCUGCUGAACAUCAGCGAAGCCCUUCAGCAGUGUUGCGACCUCUCCCAGCUCUGGUUCCGAGAAUUCUUCCUGGAGUUAACCAUGGGCCGGCGAAUCCAGUUCCCAAUUGAGAUGUCCAUGCCCUGGAUUCUAACGGACCAUAUCCUGGAAACCAAAGAACCUUCUAUGAUGGAGUAUGUCCUCUACCCCUUGGAUCUAUACAACGACAGCGCCUACUAUGCUCUCACCAAGUUCAAAAAGCAGUUCCUGUAUGAUGAGAUUGAAGCCGAGGUGAACCUGUGCUUUGAUCAGUUUGUCUACAAGCUGGCGGACCAGAUCUUUGCCUACUACAAAGCCAUGGCGGGCAGUGUCCUGUUGGAUAAACGUUUUCGAGCUGAGUGUAAGAAUUAUGGAGUGAUCAUUCCAUACCCACCAUCCAACCGCUAUGAGACGCUGCUAAAACAGAGACACGUCCAGCUGUUGGGUAGAUCAAUUGACUUGAACAGGCUCAUCACCCAGCGCAUUUCUGCUGCCAUGUACAAAUCCUUGGACCAGGCAAUCAGCCGCUUUGAGAGUGAAGACCUGACUUCCAUUGUGGAGCUGGAGUGGCUGCUGGAGAUUAACCGGCUCACACACCGACUCCUCUGUAAGCACAUGACACUAGACAGCUUCGACGCCAUGUUCCGGGAGGCCAAUCACAAUGUGUCUGCCCCCUAUGGCCGGAUCACCCUGCAUGUCUUCUGGGAGCUGAACUUUGACUUCCUCCCCAACUACUGCUACAAUGGAUCCACAAACCGUUUUGUCCGAACUGCCAUCCCUUUCACCCAAGAACCGCAACGAGAUAAACCCGCCAACGUCCAGCCUUAUUACCUCUAUGGAUCCAAGCCUCUCAACAUUGCCUACAGCCACAUCUAUAGCUCCUACAGGAACUUUGUGGGGCCCCCUCACUUUAAGACCAUCUGCAGACUGCUGGGCUACCAGGGCAUCGCCGUAGUCAUGGAGGAACUGCUGAAAAUCGUCAAGAGCUUGCUCCAAGGCACCAUCCUGCAGUACGUGAAGACGCUGAUAGAGGUGAUGCCUAAGAUUUGCCGUUUGCCUCGGCACGAGUACGGCUCCCCAGGGAUCCUGGAGUUCUUCCACCAUCAACUGAAGGACAUCAUUGAGUAUGCAGAACUCAAGACAGACGUGUUCCAGAGCCUCAGAGAGGUGGGCAACGCCAUUCUGUUCUGCCUCCUCAUAGAGCAAGCUCUGUCUCAGGAGGAAGUCUGUGAUCUGCUUCAUGCUGCACCCUUCCAAAACAUCCUGCCCCGGGUCUACAUUAAAGAGGGGGAGCGCCUGGAAGUCCGGAUGAAGCGCCUGGAAGCCAAGUACGCCCCACUUCACCUGGUUCCCCUGAUAGAGCGGCUGGGGACACCUCAGCAAAUCGCCAUCGCCCGGGAAGGUGACCUGCUGACUAAGGAACGACUCUGCUGUGGCCUGUCCAUGUUCGAGGUCAUCCUCACCCGAAUUAGGAGCUACCUGCAGGACCCCAUCUGGAGGGGUCCGCCGCCCACCAAUGGCGUCAUGCACGUGGAUGAGUGUGUUGAGUUCCACCGGCUGUGGAGCGCCAUGCAGUUUGUCUACUGCAUCCCUGUGGGGACCAACGAGUUCACAGCUGAGCAGUGCUUUGGUGAUGGCUUGAACUGGGCUGGCUGCUCCAUCAUCGUCUUGCUGGGCCAGCAGCGACGUUUUGACCUGUUUGAUUUCUGCUACCAUCUGUUGAAGGUGCAGAGGCAGGACGGGAAGGAUGAAAUCAUCAAGAACGUGCCCCUGAAGAAGAUGGCUGACCGCAUCAGGAAGUACCAGAUCUUGAACAAUGAGGUUUUUGCCAUCCUGAACAAGUACAUGAAGUCCGUGGAGACAGACAGCUCCACUGUGGAGCACGUGCGCUGUUUCCAGCCCCCGAUCCACCAGUCGCUGGCUACCACCUGCUAGGCAGAAAGUCCUGCAGACCUUCAACCUGGAGGAGGAGGAGAAGCAGGAGAGAGAACACAGCAGUCAGCCUACUGCAGGUCCAGCUAACAGUGUAUGGGACGGGCCUGGAAAGAAAAGAAAACUUCCCCGACACAUCUGCACCACUCCCAAGGGCUGGGUUCCUGCAUGUUCUCCCAUGAUAUCUCCAUGGUGGGUUUUCCAUAGUGUAAACGAAAAACAACGAAAACACAGGACGGUGUGUGCUUUCUUCUUCUUUUGUUUCCUACCUUAACUGUAUCUAAGAGCUACUGUUUCCAUCCUGCAGCUGCCUACCCCAUCUGUGAUUGCUUCCCAAGACCACUCCCCAACAUCCUUACCUCCUACCCAGUAUCUGUGUUUGGUCCAGCACUGUAAUCUUAAGAGAAGACUGUAGCCAUAGCAGAGAAAUGAGCCUGACCCAGUCAUGUGCCUCAGCUUACUGGGCCCGUCUUCGGGGUUCCCCCUCCAGUUCCCUGAUCACAUUGCUUCAUGUGCUAGAUGUUAGGGAUUCCACCAUCAAGGUUUGACCCUUGGUGAACCAGGAAGAGGUUUUAAUCUGUUAGGAUAAUAGAUGAUAUUGACCAGGACCUUUUACAGUCUCCCGCAGGCCCACCCUAGUGCCUCCUUGCAGAACAGUCCUAGAAAGAAGAAAAUAAUGCUCUUGAAACCAUAUCCCACCGAGUGGAACAAGGUGAAGAAAAGGACCAGGCCUACCAUGUGGAAGCAAUAUCUGUCAGCACGGGCCAAAACUCCAGCUCCCAAAGGAGAGAUGUUAGACCUUAGGGGGGUGGGGGGAGAUGAGGCACUCCUGUUCCACACACAGGUGCUUAGCACUGGACCACAUGGAAAUGGACGUGUUGGCCAUGGCACUACACAGCAUUAGGCAGAGACCAAACUGAUGACUGCUUAACACAGGCCCUUAUCCAGAAGAAUAUCCCCCACACACACACAUAAAAAAAAGAAGACUUUACAGGCUUACUUCAACAGACGGCUAAGAUAUCUUGGAGACAGGGAGGCAAGGAGGAAAAAUCUUUGUCAACCAGCUUUCAAUCCUGAGCGUGGGCUUGGGCAUGGGCAUGGGCAUGCAUGCAUGCACACACACACACACACACACACACCUUUGAGCAAACUGGAAUUUUCAUCAUGUCAGCUGCUAAAAGAUUCUUGAACCAUUCAACUCUUUUGCUCUCAACUUCCUGGUCUCUUCCUUUUGCCCAGGCUCAGUGCUGGGGUGUAGAUUCUCUCACAGGGGUGCAUUGACUUCUGCAUUCCACGCUAAAUCAAACACGGCUGUAGAAUCUCCAUGUAUAGCAGAUCUUUAAGGAGGUGCCCAUGGCUCUGUCCAGAGCUAGUCUUUCGACCUGCAGAGGGAAGCCAUAGCCCUGAGCCCCCAAAACAUAGGAAGGGGAUGAGAGAUACUCCUUUUCUAGCCUGGGAGUAAGAGAGAAAACGGAGAACUAACCAUCCCGGCCCCCAGGAAGGUGACUGACAUCUAUCACCAUUUUUAACCACACAGGGAACAGAGGAGAUAUGCAUGUCCAGUGCCUUUGAGAGAGAGACGUGGCCACAUACUCCAGUGUGGUCAUGGAAAUUAUAACUCUUGAGGAUCUUGAGAACUUGAGAAACUUGAGUAUUCAUUCCCGGACACCAAGUCUGAAUCUCUGGGAAUACGGCCAGAAGAUCUGAAUCUUUCCCGUUGCUAUCCUGCAUAUCACAGACUCAGAGCCCAGCUGUCGAUUGGACCCCUUCACUAGCUCUGGGCAUUGAGGUCUCUCUGAGCAAGAAUAGGAGCCAUUUGUAGUUUAGGGAUGUGGUUUGAAAUGGAAGCUGGCCAGCCUUCCUGUCUGGCACUAUUAAUUCCUAGUCUGAUUGUUUCUCUCCUUUGAUGACCAUAGAUGUACCCCAGAGGCAGAUUUCAAAUCUUUGGCCCUGGUGGGGAAUAGCACUUCAUUUUACACUCUAGAGAUUUGCGCCAUUCGCUUGGUAAGACUGCCUUUCUGGCAACUCAUCCCUCCCACCCUGCACUCCUGACCCCCAACAGUUGACCCUGUGGGAAGAGUCACAUUCUCCUCAGGAGAGUUGAUCCCAAUAAAUUGAGGUCCUCACUCCGAGGACAGAGAUUUCAUUUCUUCAGCACUUGCCUGUGGACACUGGACAACUUCAAUGUUCUUUCCUCUCUAGCUCUCCUUGUCCCUACCCCCCUUUUUGAUUUUUUUAAUGUAUUUAAAAAUCAAGAAAAAAAAAGCUUAGAUUUUAAAAUGUUUUAAAAAGAAUUCUGUUUCAGAAACUGUCAAAUGUGUACCAUAUUUGUAUUAAGAGUUGUUGGGGAUUUUUGUACAAUGAAUUUACAUUUAUUUAUGGUGAACUUCUAUUUACGCUUGUGAUCAGAUAAUGAUGUUAAAUUCUUAGAUCAUAUUUGCUAUGCAGCUGAAGAGGAUAUUUUGAUUUGUAUUUUGGGGGUACCUGUGUUGAGUUGAUAAAACAUUUUCAUCUCCAUUAAAACUGCUUCCAAACUAGA
Psammomys obesus (fat sand rat) is the source of this 6450-nucleotide messenger RNA. RefSeq names its product cytoplasmic FMR1 interacting protein 2 (gene Cyfip2). Gene Ontology annotation, biological process: cell projection assembly; axon guidance; cell morphogenesis. Gene Ontology annotation, molecular function: small GTPase binding. Lineage: Eukaryota; Metazoa; Chordata; Mammalia; Rodentia; Muridae. The record is from RefSeq and is a predicted model, not a curated record. The transcript has 31 exons. Gene Ontology annotation, cellular component: synapse; neuron projection. Bases 153 to 3914 code for a protein of 1253 amino acids.